Molecule: messenger RNA, 599 nt
Organism: Trichomonas vaginalis G3
Lineage: Eukaryota; Parabasalia; Trichomonadida; Trichomonadidae
Exons: 1
Source: RefSeq, a predicted model, not a curated record
AUGUACGCCGCUCAGAAUAUAACGCCAACAGUUUUGGAUGCUAUGAAUGGAAAUGUUUCCGAAUGGUAUAACGAAUGCGACAAUGCCAUUAGAAGGUCAGAAAUAGUUCCUGGAACUUACGAAUAUACAACUGCUGUUUCAUAUGGAAACGUAGGUGAGUUUGGAGAAGGUUCUUCAACAACAGUAGAUAUUGCUUGCGACAGGUUUCAUAUAAUUUCUAUUGACAACUCUUUCUUAUACGUGGAACAAGACAUUGAAAUAAAACCUUCUGCCAAGUUGUCUGACAAGAAAGGUUGCAAUGGAAUUUUCUAUGUCGGAUACCAAUAUGCUCCAGAAGUUUUCAUGGGAUAUAAGAUAUAUUCUAACUCUGACUUAGUUCAAACAGUAACAUGGGCAAACUAUGAAUGGUUCGCUUUGAGAAACUCAGUACAACCACAAGCUAGAGAACAAACAGACCAGUAUGCAACUAUUGAGAAAAUAAGAAGACUUGACCCUAACGUUCCAGGAGUUUAUGUUGACCUUUCUGGACAAACUGCAGCAGCAGUAACCAAAGUAAAACUGAAACUUAGAGUUCCUUUGUCAUCUUUCCUCAUCUUCAG